Pseudoliparis swirei is the source of this 2069-nucleotide messenger RNA. RefSeq names its product ribosomal RNA processing 8 (gene rrp8). The transcript is spliced from 8 exons. Gene Ontology annotation, cellular component: rDNA heterochromatin; chromatin silencing complex; nucleolus. NCBI's taxonomy places the organism in Eukaryota, Metazoa, Chordata, Actinopteri, Perciformes, Liparidae. Gene Ontology annotation, molecular function: methyltransferase activity. The record is from RefSeq and is a predicted model, not a curated record. The coding region runs from base 168 to 1820 and encodes 550 amino acids. Gene Ontology annotation, biological process: cellular response to glucose starvation; rDNA heterochromatin formation; regulation of transcription by glucose.
CAAACCAACAUGGCUUUUGGUUUUGACAAGAUUUCUUUUCACAGCUAUUGAACAUAUGUACGUGUUUUAUAAAUAAACCCUUUUCUUACAAACAGCGCCAUCAACGAAACGAGCCGUUUGACGAGUGAAAGAGUUUCUGCCUCGAGACGAAGUGUCCUCCGGGAAACAUGUUUAAUGAAGAUGAUGACUGGAGUGACGAACAAGACGCUCAGACGCAAAACACAACUGUGCUCCGAAGCACUAAGAAGGCGAACAGCAGCACGAAUGUCAAGUCCAAUGUGGUUGGGAAGAAGAGCCUGAUGCGGACCCUGCAGACACUGGGGUCAGUACCAGAGUGGAAGAAUGACGAUCAUCAGCAGGACAGCGACAGUGAGGCCGAUGUGGCCCCAACACACAGCAAGAGAAAGAAGAAAAAGAGGAAGAAGCGAAAGAAAGUUGAGACAACAGGAGAGCAGCAAGAGAGUGGAGACUUGGACCAGACCACUAAUGGGCAGGCACUUGCAUCAAAAAAGAGGAAGAAAGACGACACAUUUGUGGCGGCUCUGAAGUUAAAAACCUCAUCCGUGAAGAAAACAUCAGAUAACGAUAUUAUCAAAUCCAAACCAGAGAACAUGGAGGGACUGAACAGACAACAGUGGAAAAACAAAAUGAAGAACAAGAGGAAAUGUACAAAUAAAUACAGUCAGAAUGAGCCAGAGAGGAAAAUCAAUAAAGCUGAAUCUGCGGAGCAACAUGAGCCAAAAGAGGAAGUCAAAAUAGAUUCAUAUAGCAACAACAACAACAACAGUCAGACCCCAGCCAAGAAAAAGCAAAGUAAACCACAGAAAAUAAAAAAGAUCAAAGUGGACACUGACGUAUCUGUUCCCACAGACACACGGCCCCUCAGAGAGGAAAAGCAGCGAAUUGUUCUCAAAGUUGGAAAAGACACAACUGAAAGUUCUGCAAAACAGGAAGCAGCUGUACCGCGGGUGGAGAACGGAGGUGAGCAGCACCAGUCGCCUUUGAAAAGACCCAAACCCGAGAUGAGCAGAGAACAGAUUCUGAAAAGAGAGAAGCUACGGAAAUUGCUCCACCGACGGGAACCAGUCCAACGGGAGAGUCCCGCUGAGACGGAAGACACGCCUUUGAGCCCAGAGGAGGAGCUGAAACCGGACCGCUCCGCCUCCCUGAGGUCCCGCAUGGAGCAGCGGCUGGAGUCGGCGCGUUUUCGGUACAUUAAUGAAGUUUUGUACAGCACGUCCAGCGGCGAGGCGAAGCGCAUGUUCAAACAGGAUCCGCAGGCCUUCGAGAUCUACCACAGAGGAUACACGGCGCAGGUUCAGCGGUGGCCCGCCAACCCAGUGGAUGCCAUCAUCUCUUACAUCCAACAGAAACCUCCCUCUCUGGUGGUUGCAGACUUUGGUUGUGGCGACUGUAAGAUCGCGCGCAGCGUGAAGAACAAAGUGCACAGCUUCGACCUGGCAGCUGCCUGCAAAGAUGUCACGAUCUGUGACAUGGCCAACGUCCCGCUUCGUGACGGCUGUGUGGACGUCGCCGUGUUCUGCCUCUCUCUCAUGGGAACCAACCUGGCCGAUUUUCUAGCAGAGGCCAACCGUGUGUUAAAGAAGGGGGGUGUCCUGAAGAUAGCGGAAGUGGCGAGCAGGUUCGAGAAUGUGCGGAACUUUAUCAGCGCGCUGGCAGGACUGGGAUUUAAGCUGGUGAACCAGGACACCAAGAGCACUCAUUUCUACUCCUUUGAAUUACUGAAGACGGGAGACACUCCAGAAAAUAUCAAGAAAUUUGGACUUCAGUUGAGGCCCUGCCUCUACAAGAAAAGAUGAAUGUGUGCGUGAAGACUUUAUCCAAACAAUGUAUUUGUUUCACUGUGAUUAUUUUUUUUAAGCAGUAUGUUUGGGAACGUGAAGCUUGGAUCUGGUUUCCAAAGCAGCAGUUGUACACUUGUAUCUAAACGUAUCGUUUUAAAUUGCUACAUUUUGAAGCCUCUGUCGUUCACAGAUUUGAAUUUGCUGCAUUCCUUGUACAUGGUUUUUAAUGCAAUACAUCAAUAUAGAUGCUAAUCAGUAAAAUAA